Messenger RNA from Acaulospora morrowiae, 1229 nucleotides. The record is from the annotation of a GenBank genome assembly. NCBI's taxonomy places the organism in Eukaryota, Fungi, Glomeromycota, Glomeromycetes, Diversisporales, Acaulosporaceae.
AUGAAAUCACAAGAAUGGCUUGAGAAUGGAGGGGCUAAGGGGCUUAGUUCGCUGCAGUUAGAAGACUUCCUCGACACUGGUCGAGGUGUCAAAACAUUACGGUCUCUCAAAUCUAAUGAUUUAAUUCUUACAAUACCGGGAUCCUUUCUUUGGACAGUAGAUGCAGCAAUUGAUGACCCUAUAUUAGGGCCUGUUAUAAGCUCCGUGAAGCCACCAUUGUCGACGGAGGAUAUACUAGCAGUAUUUCUUCUUUUUGUAAAGUCACAGGAUAUAGGAUACGAAGGAAGGAAAGCACACACAGAAUUAUUACCAAAAAACUAUACAACUAGUGUGUUCUUUGAUGACGAGGAAAUUGAAAUAUGCUCUGGUUCGUCACUUUAUCUACUCACUCAACAAUUGAAACAGCAAAUCCAAAGUGAUUAUCUUCAGCUACUUAAUAACUUAUUCUCUAAGCAUCUGGACUUGUUUCCUUUGAAUAAAUUUACAAAAAAUGAUUAUAUGUGGGCUCUUUGCACCAUCUGGAGCCGUGCCAUGGAUUUUCAAUUACCUGAUAAGCAAUUUCGAUGCAUCGCGCCUUUUGCUGAUAUGUUUAAUCAUUCACUUAAUGUACAACUUUGUCAUAUUUACGAUCCCCAGUCGGGUAAUCUACAAGUGUUAGCCGGAAAGGAUUAUUCAUCAGGAGAACAGGUCUUUAUAAACUACGGCGCCGUUCCCAAUAACAGACUUCUUCGCCUCUACGGUUUCGUCCUUCCUGACAAUCCACACGACUCUUAUGAUCUUGUGCUUACUACACACCCAUUAGCACCUCUAUACACUCAAAAGGUUGCCCUUUUUGCAUUGGCUGGUUUGCAAGUCAAUUCCACCUUCUCCCUCAAAUUCUCUGACCCUUUGCCGUCUGACGUGCUUCGAUACUUACGAAUUCAGCGUCUGUCAUCUUCGGAAAUUUCCACAACGGCUGCAAAGUGUGGAGCAAAAGACAUGAUCAGUGCUCGUAAUGAAUUAGAGAUUUUGAAUGCUUUGAUUGAAGCAUGUGAGGGCAUACUGGAUGGUUUUGGAUCCCCUCUUGAAGAACUCCAAAGAAAAAUUGCUUCAGGUGAAUAUCAGGAAGGAAGUAACUCUUGGGCAGCGGCACACGUCAGUGUUGGCGAGCAGAAAAUUUUGAAAUUGACAUUACAAAAAGCAAAGAGUUUGCGGAGCUGCUUGCCAAGCCUCAAUUAUGACGUAAUUGG